Molecule: messenger RNA, 1620 nt
Organism: Lachancea lanzarotensis
Lineage: Eukaryota; Fungi; Ascomycota; Saccharomycetes; Saccharomycetales; Saccharomycetaceae
Gene: GEP3
Product: LALA0S10e02124g1_1
Exons: 1
Coding region: 1-1620 (539 amino acids)
Cellular component (GO): mitochondrion
Molecular function (GO): GTP binding
Source: RefSeq, a predicted model, not a curated record
AUGUACUGGCAAUUUGGUGAAAAAACGGUCAGAAACUGGGUCUUGGUCGUGAAAAGGUUCAAAUCGUGUAACGCGUGCGGAAUUCGGUUGCAGAGCCAAAACCCGGCCAAAAUUGGGUACUACACGGCACCCAAAACACCGCUACGAUCAGCCCAGACCGCUCAUCAGCGAGAUUUGAAGGAAUUAAAAUAUCUGCUUUUUAGCCAGGCUAUCCCGGGUCUGCGGCAACAACAGCAGCCAGCGGAGCACAAGAAAAUCCCAUUAGUCUGCAAACGGUGCAGCGAUGCUUUGUAUCACAACAGCUACGAUUCCCACGGGUUCCGGCGUUUUUCCGCUCGGGAAGUGGACCAAUUUGUGCCACGGGAUGCCAAUGUGUUCCAUGUAGUGUCCCUUGCCCAAUUCCCAUUCCAUUUUGACCCCAGUUUGUUCGCCCAAAAAAAUAACGGCAUCAACUGUACCACUUUGCUGCUAUCCAAGGGCGACCUCAUCACCCCAGAUAAAGGCUUUUUGCAGCGCAAAGCGCCCGUUUUUUUCGCAGAUUUUCUGCGUAUCAAACUGGCUCAAGCUGCAACCAAAGUCGUGGCUUUCUCAGCAACCCAAAAAUGGAACGUUCAAAGCGUCUAUUCCGUGCUUCGACAAAACUCGUAUUUGCUUGGUAGCCCCAACUCCGGGAAAUCGACUUUAAUAAACGCACUUUUAAACAGAUACGGAGGACGCAAGGAAGAUGACAUUGCUGGCGUCGAGGGCAAGACCGUUAAUACGCAAGGCGCUGGUGUAUCGCAUCUCCCGAAUAUGACUCGCAAUUUGCAAGCAUACUCUAUUGGCGACAAGACUGUGAACGAUCUACCAGGGUUCAGCUCAGACACGCAAAAUGUAUCUCUAGAUGCUAUCAUCGAACCCAAAGUUUUGGAAAGAAUUCGGAAAACGCAUCUUUUUACGAAAUCAAAACUGGUCAAACAAUCCUACGCAUCGCUUAAGGGCAGCGUUCAUGGCCGCUGCUAUACCGUGAGUGGCUUGUUUUAUCUAGUCCCGCCUGCCGGUACGAUCAACCAAGUUGUCAACUUUAUUCCGGGCAACGAAAAACAAUAUCAUAACGUUGACAAAGCACUAUCAGUAGCAUCUCGCGAGCUUAAAUCUGACACUGGUGCCGCUAAGCAGUAUGUUGGUGUCACCGAAGAUUUGGCUUCCAAGGGAAACUUUGUUCGUCACAUUUUACCACCAUUUCAGGGAACCGUAGAGGUGGUGCUCAAGGACAUUGGUCAUUUUCAAUUGAAAUCAACUGGAAGGUACGAGUUUAAAGGCCUGUACGAAAUUUGGGUACCGAAAGCAAUUGAUGUUUGCAUUCGCGAACCUUUAGAACGCUUAAUUGAAAACGGAUACGAGACGCAUCUUCAGUCGAGGGGCAAAAUAUCAUCCUUCCCACAGAAACGUCCUGUUUUCAGCUCGACUUAUCCCUUGGAGGUCGAAGAGAGUGCAGCGUUGUCGCGAUUACGAGAUCUGUACUUGGAACGGACUAAAAAUGAUAUUAUGAACAGACGUUACCUAAGUGAAGAUCCAGAACAAGUUGUAGCCCACCUUCGAUCUGAGCCACCAAAUUUGUAUUGGUAUUACAAUUGGUGA